AUGUCUGUAAGCAGUAGAUAUGUGGCUCUGCUGCAGCUGCUGCUUCUCUGUUUCUUCUUUGUUCUUUUCUUUGCCUCUGAACCCUCCCACGCUCACAUAGUUAGCAGGGGCCUCCCUGCACGAAGCCCCUCUGUUACUACGUUCGUUCUGAAGCAUUUAAACGGCAAGCAUGCAGCGGAAGAAGGUGAAGGAGAGUCAACGGGCAGCAUGAAACUCUCGAAGAACCACUCUAGUUCUAGCAAAAACACACCAAGAAGUGUCAUUGACCCUUUCUCAGCAGCUCAGAUGCUCACCAGGGAGAAAUACAAGAACGAACUGACAGCUAGAGUGCAUUUGAGGGGCCCACGCGAGUUAGAAGAAGCACACGAACAACCAAAGACUGCUGCAGCAGCAUCAGUUACUAGAGCAGCAACAACAGCAGCAGCAGAAGCAAAGAAGAGUCCCCGCAGCAGUUCCUACUCUAAAACUUCCUUUUUGAGUUCUGUGGGCAAAUCAUUUCUUCAGUCUGCUUCGAAUAAAGAUAAUGCAGGGGAAGAGAAAGAUGAUGCUGAAGAUGAAUCUGAGACCUUUCUGCAGCUGCCUUCUCGUUACACUUACUCCAACGUAAAGCCGCACUUUCCCGUUCUGCCUGAAUUCUUUUCAGACGAAGAAAAAGUGGAGGCCAGAGAACAACAACGAGGAGGAAGGGGGGAGCAGUCUUCUGCUGCUGCUGCUGCUGCUGCUGACCCUUCUGUUGCUGCUGCUACACAGGAAGAGAAAAGCAUGGAGGCAAUUCCUGCUGCCUCAUUGGUGCAGGCGUCAGCUGCUGCAGAGGAGUCAACAAAUGCAGAGAAAACAAAGCAAGAAAGCGAAGCGGAAGCGGAAGAAGAGGAAGAUAGAGAAGAGAGUGAACAUCCCUCAAAGGCAGACAAAUCAGAAGAAGAGACUGUACACACAGCAGCAGAGACAGCGGAGGCAAACACACAACACACUCAAGGGCUUCCCGAGACAGAAACAAGCAAAGAAGAACAUGAACACAAAGGAGAAGAAGAGAAAGGGCAUGCGCCCCCCUUAGCUAUACCACAUGAAAAGAAAGAAGCUGCAGCAUCAGAACAAGAAGCUGCAAGCAGUAAAGAAAGCUCCUCUAAAUCAGCACCAGAAGAAGAAGAAGAGUUGCAAAGUAUAAAGGAGAGCGGGCGUACAGCUGCACUGUUACCUGAAUCAGCAAAAGAGACAGAGAAAGAAACAGAAAAAGAAGCAAAAGAAGAAACGAAAAAAGCAGAAGAAACCCAUAAAGAAAUGCCCGUUGCAAAACACCCACCGAAAGAAGAAGAAAAAGCAAAAAAAGAAGAGGAAAAGGAGGAGACAGAAGAAGAAAAAGAAAAAGAAGAAGAAACUCACAAAGAGCCGCCUGCUGCAAAAACAGCUGUACCUGUACAGACACCACCAAAGGAAAAGGAAACAAAGGAGAAAGAAGAAGAAAGAGAGAAAGAAGAAAAAGCAAAAGAAGAAGAACAAAGAAAAAAAGAAAUAGCAGAGAGAGCAACAAAACUUGCUAACCUGCAGCGCAUGGAGCAAGAAGCUCUUUUAAAGCUGCAUAUGUUAGGAGAAGGAGGGCCUAGAGAAAAUGUAAUAACACCAACGGGGGCGUCGGCGAUGAGCGUGCAAGAUGAAGAGCAGCACAGACAGUUAGCAGCAGCAACGGAGACAGCGCAGCACCUGGCGACUCACUUAAAAGUGCAGCAUAAAUUAAAACAAAGAGAAAUGCAAAUUAAACAAAAAGAAAUGGCUCACCUCAAUCAACUCAAACAUCUUCAAGUGCUCAUGCAAUCGGCUGUAUCUGGUAUUUGGGGCAAGCUAACAAGCGUACAAAGCACUUUAAAGCAAUUAACAGCGGAGAGUGAAGCUGUGAGUAAACGCUUUUUAAAGGAGACAAACAACCGAGUACUGAGACCUCAAGAACUUCCUCAAGCAGAGACAUCAGCAGAAGAUAAACAGCAGCAAAUGCUGCUAGCUAAACAAACUGGAGCAUCUCCUUUAGACUGCCCAGUUGAGAUAUGA
Eimeria acervulina is the source of this 2040-nucleotide messenger RNA. RefSeq lists its product as hypothetical. The record is from RefSeq and is a predicted model, not a curated record. NCBI's taxonomy places the organism in Eukaryota, Apicomplexa, Conoidasida, Eucoccidiorida, Eimeriidae. Bases 1 to 2040 code for a protein of 679 amino acids. The transcript has 4 exons.